AUGAUGUCCAGGUCAUUUCAUGGGCAGCACGGCCGUGCCUACCUCUUCCGCGAAGUGGUUAACGUGCUUGAAGGUGAACCAGUCGAGCGCCAGAUGACCACAGGCAACCAUAUUGUGCGUGACAUACAGUGUGUCAAGUGCUACGCAGUACUUGGGUGGAAAUAUGAGUAUGCGUACGAGGACGACCAGAAGUACAAGGAGGGGAAAUUCAUCCUCGAACGCAACCUGCUUGUGGAGGUGCAAUAG
Messenger RNA from Peniophora sp. CBMAI 1063, 246 nucleotides. Lineage: Eukaryota; Fungi; Basidiomycota; Agaricomycetes; Russulales; Peniophoraceae. The record is from the annotation of a GenBank genome assembly.